AUGCCGGAUCUGGAAGAAGGAGGCCGUCUCACCGAAACCGCCGCCAUUGGGGGCGGUACCCACCCCACGACGAGCACGAUCCCCCAACAGCCCACGGAAGGUGAAUAUGACUGGGUACCGACGGAUCCCACAUCCGGAUUAACCUCGGAACAAGUCGCCCAAGCCUUGGCUCGCUACGGUCCCAACGAAAUACCCGUCCCCGACACACCCCUCUAUCUACUCUUCGUCCGACAAUUCGUCGGAUUCUUGCCCUUUCUCAUUGAACUCGCCGCCAUCGUCUCCCUCGCCGUCCAAGAUUACAUCGAUUUCGGGAUCAUUCUAGGCAUUCUACUCGUCAACGGCUGUCUCGGAUUCCGGGAAGAGUACCACGCCAAGAAGAGUCUACAAGCCGUCAGCGCCAGUUUAGAUUCCGAAAUCGCCGUCCGCCGGGACGGCCUCACAGCCAGCCUUCUCGUCAAGCAGCUCGUCCCGGGUGAUAUUGUCUUUUUAGUGGGCGGGACCAUUGUCCCCGCCGACGUUCUCUGGAUUUCCGGUGACGUUGUCCAGCUCGAUACCGCCGCACUCACCGGCGAACCUUUGCCCCGCAAGUAUCCCAGUGCCGAACACGGACGGACACUCUUGUCCGGAACCACCGUCACGGCCGGUGAAUGCUACGGACAAGUCCUCCGUAUCGGUACGGCCACCGAAAUUGGACAAGCGCAGGUAGACAUUCUACAGGACAAGUCCGUGCGGAUCGUUUCCGUCUUUCAGCAAAAAAUUAUGAAGGUCGUUCAGAUGCUCAUUGCCGGUUCACUCAUUGUCGUACUCGCCGUCCUACUCGUCAAGGGAAUCGUCUACGAUGGCUUUGACGACAACGUCAAGGAAACGAUUCUGGACGCCUUGUCCAUCCUCAUUGCGUCCAUCCCCGUCGCCCUGCCCCUGGUCGUACAGGUAAACCUGGCUCUGGGAGCCUCCUUCCUCGCCAAGGAACAUCACGCCAUUGUCACGUCCAUUCCCGCUCUACAAGAUAUUGCCUCCAUGUCCAUGUUGUGCAGUGACAAAACAGGGACACUCACCACGGCCAACAUGUCCGUGAUUCCGGAACAAGUCUUUGCGGCCGAGGGCUUUACCACGGAGCAAGUCCUGUUGUACGCCUACCUGUGUUCCAAUCCCGACAAAAAAGACGAUCCGAUUGAUCGAGCCGUGGUUGCCGCCUUUUUACAGUCGGCCAAAGCCAACGAAAAAGACGAUUACGUGCAAACCGAAAUCAUCGGGUUCAACCCCACCGUGAAACGCGUGGUGGCCUUUGUCGGACACGGCAACGAAACCAUCACGAUUGCCAAGGGCUUGCCGGCCAAAAUUGUCAAUACCCAAGCUGGAGGCGAGGACGAUCACGAACUUCAAUGGCAGGUCAACCGGGCGGCCGAUCGGGACUUUCUCGAUCGCGUGGGAAACGUCGAUACGGGUUUGAGCAAGGCGGGGUACAAGACGAUCGGGAUUGGCGUCUGUUUCGGUAACGCUCGGACAAUGAAGAAUCCGGUCUGGAAAUUUGCCGGACUCGUACCAAUGUUGGAUCCUCCACGGGAAGAUACCCGGGCGACAAUUGAAUCGCUCCAUCACGCCAACAUUUCGAUCAAAAUGAUCACGGGCGAUCAUCAGAAUGUGGGAAAAGAGACCGCUCGUUUGAUCGGUCUGGGAACGGACAUUCGAACCGGAGAAGAGAUUCGUCAUGCAUCUAGUCAGGAUAAGAAACGACUUGUAUGGGAGGCGGACGGCUUCGCGGCAGUUCUACCGAGUGACAAACGUGAGGUUGUCAUGAUUCUCCGCAACGAAUACGGGAUUGUGACAGGCAUGACUGGGGAUGGUGUUAACGAUGCUCCAGCCCUCUCGGCCGCUCAGGUGGGAAUUGCCGUUGAAGGAGCCACCGACGCCGCCAAGAAUGCGGCAGACCUCAUUCUUACCGAGCCCGGUCUCAGUCCGAUUUAUGGUGCGGUUCUGGAGUCCCGCCGUAUCUUUCUACGCAUUAAAGGAUACGUGAUUUAUCGCGUAGCAGCGUCGAUUAUCAUGGUCCUGACUCUCUCCAUCAUCAUAUUUGCGUCGGGCUGCGCAGUUGACUCAUUGUUGGUCAUCAUAUUGGCAUUGUUGAAUGAUAUUUCUAUGAUUCCUGUGGCAUACGACAAUGCGUCCGCCACAACGAAACCACAGCUUCCUCGAGCCAGCAAGUUGGUGCUAAUGUCUCUCUACUACGGCAUUUGCCAGACUGCGUUGGGUCUUUCUUUUAUCUUCAUCAUGGAUCAUGCUAAAGAUUUGGACGGGCCAAUUGCACUCAAUAGAGCGUGUUCGUCGGAAACGCGAGGUUUUAUUUGGUUUCAUUUGACCCUGGUUACGGAACUUAUGAUUUUCUCGGUGCGUGCCCCCGGAUCCAUGCUGUACUCGACACCUUCCAUAUUUUUGAUUAUUUCAGUGUUGGGCACUUGUGCCGGUAGUGCAUUCAUUGCAAUGUACGGGAGUGAGUUGUCGGGGUUAAAUGUGGUUUGGAUUCUUCUUUUCAACCUCGGAACAUUGGUAUUGGUUGAUUUCGGCAAAAUCAUGUUUCGUGCACUUAUUGGUGAGGAGCCCGGCGACAUCAUUGCAAGUGAUGAGCUUUUGUCCGUUUCUCCCAUCAAGACAGAAACGGCGAAGAACUUGGAAAAGAAACUGCGAUAUGUUGUACACAACGAAUCGCUGUUAGAACCAGAGGAUCGUCAGCACAUGGUCCAAGUGCGACGUCGGCGCCGUAUGAUGUCGGAAGGGUUUUUCUCGGGAGACGGGGGCGGCUGGAAUCAAGGCUUUGUUGAUCGGCGUCGGGUUAACAGCAUCUUGGCGCAGCAGGGAUCCGCUUUUUUUCAGAAUCGAGGGGAUCGCUCGAAGCAGACUACCAUGCCUUGGUAGGAAUUACAAGUCUACGACAGAGAGUGAAGAAGCAAUCGUCAACAAAAAGUGAUUUCUACCGUAAUUGUUAAAGGAAAGUCGUUUGCGUU
This is a messenger RNA of Phaeodactylum tricornutum CCAP 1055/1, 2999 nucleotides long. RefSeq names its product P3A, P type ATPase (gene ATPase2-3A). Gene Ontology annotation, biological process: proton export across plasma membrane. Lineage: Eukaryota; Bacillariophyta; Bacillariophyceae; Surirellales; Neidiaceae. Gene Ontology annotation, cellular component: membrane. Gene Ontology annotation, molecular function: ATP binding; P-type proton-exporting transporter activity; ATP hydrolysis activity. The coding region runs from base 1 to 2910 and encodes 969 amino acids. The transcript is spliced from 4 exons. The record is from RefSeq and is a predicted model, not a curated record.